ACCUUCUGUAGUGGUAAUAGCAUCACAUUUAAUAGGUAAAUCCAUACAUCCUGAACCUGAAUUAUCUAAAGUGCAUGUGGACAAAUAUUAACUGCAUUAUAAAUGAGUAUUAAAGUCUUUGGAUGCUAAGGCACAUUACUUUUAAUAGCAUUUUCCUUUGUAUACACAAGGUUUACUAUUUAAAUCAGUAUUGCAGUUUCCAUCGUCUUACACGUUCUCACAUGUCUUGUCAACACAAGUUGAACCGCUUCCAACAGUGCAAGUAUUUAAAAAUUGACUACAUAAAGUAUGGCUGUUAUUUGAUACAGGUGCAUUAGUACAAAUCUUAGUUAAGCACUUUCCGCUAUCCCAGAAACAAGGUUUAUUAUUUACAUCUGUUUUGCAAGCUAUUUCCAAGUCUAUUGCCUCACAAUUUGUAUUAACUCUACAUCCUCCUGCAUUUUAGGUCACGCAAUUUGAGUUUGGAAGAUAAGCUUCACAUAAUUCAUUGGUAUUAUUGGUUUUUGGAGCAUUAGUGCAUUCUCUUUUUUAACAUCCAGAAGCAGCACCUACUUUUGCUGUACAUGUAGCCAUAUAUGUAGUACAUUGUUCAUGUCCAACAUAUUAACUACCAGCAUUAUCACAGGUCUUGUCUUUACAAAAUUAUCCAUCCCAAUGGCAUGGAGCUCCAGCUAAUGUUUUAUCACAAGCAUCCUUGAAAGUUGCAGCACCACAACCAGUGUUAUCUGUGCAUCCACUUCCUGUGGUAAUGCAUGUUUUCAGAUAUGACUAGCAACUUGUAUUAGUUUUAUUAGUAUUUAAAGCAUUUGC
Messenger RNA from Paramecium octaurelia, 810 nucleotides. NCBI's taxonomy places the organism in Eukaryota, Ciliophora, Oligohymenophorea, Peniculida, Parameciidae. The record is from the annotation of a GenBank genome assembly.